UGACAGUAGACGCCGGUGUAGACACAUUUUCAAUGUUCGCCAUUUUAAUUUCACAAAACGAAAAAGUGCAGUCGGAAGAAAAAAUUAUUCAUUAACUAAUUUUCAAUUGUACAAGAAGGUCUUGUAGAAAAUAAUUCGUGUAAAGGACAAAUAUAAUUAUAUUUAAUUUUUAAAUAAAAAAACAAAUACUUGAUUUAAAUAAAAUAAAUAUCUAAAAUAAAAUAUGUCUGAUUAUCGUUCGCAAUCUCGUGAUGGAAAUCGUGAAGGUGGUCGUGGAGGCGGCGGCCGCAAUGAUUACAGUGACGAUGACCCACCAAUGUCUCGUUUAUUCAUUAUCUGCAAUAAGGCUCAUACCGAAGAAGAUUUUCGUGAGGCUUUUUCGCCCUUCGGUGAAAUUGAAGACAUUUGGGUUGUAAAAGAUAAACACACCGGAGACAACAAAGGUAUUGCCUAUGUUAAGUAUGCCAAGACCUCAGAUGCGGCAAAGGCUCAGGAAGAAAUGAAUGGCAAAACAAUUGGUACAUUGGAUCGUACUUUAAAGGUUUUAGUGGCUGCCAAUCGUAAUCAAGGAUCCAGUAAAUCAGACAAUGAACAUGAAAAAUAUGUGCGACUUUUCAUAGUUUGUCCUAAAACAGCCACAGAAGAUGAAUUACGCGAAGAAUUUAAACAGUGGGGUCCCAUAGAAAACGUCACCAUUGUCAGAGAUAAACAAACUGGAACCCCCAAAGGAUUUGGUUAUGUUCGUUAUUCAAAAUUCUAUCAUGCUGCUGUGGCCUAUGAAAAUUGUCCUUCAAAAUAUAAAGCUGUUUUUGCGGAACCAAAAGGUUCAAACUCACGCAAUCAACGCGAAGAAUUUGGCGGACGCAAUGAUAAUACAAUGAUGAGUGGCGGCAAUCGUGGUGGCAAUAUGGGCGCUGGAUUUGGUGGUGGGAAUAAUAUGGGUGGUAAUAUUGGUAUGGGUGGAGCCGGUAUGAAUAGUGGUGGAUUCAACAAUGGCGGUGGAUUCAAUAAUGAUUGGGGUAACAAUUCAUUUAACAACGAUAUGUCACAAUUUUUGCGUAUGCAAAAUGUUCAAGUACCACAACCUACAUGCUUAGAAGUUAUUGUUAGCACUUGUGUUAAUCAGGAUCAAUUAUGGCGUUUAUUUGAUAUCAUUCCUGGUUUGGACUAUUGUCAAAUCACCAAAGAAUAUGGACCUCGUACAAAUGAGGCAAUUGUGGUCUAUGACAAUCCAGAGGCUGCUAUAUAUGCCAAGGACAAAUUACAUGGUCUUGAAUAUCCAGUGGGCGAGCGUCUAAUUGUUAAAGUAUCUGGAAUGAGCUCAUCACGCAUUGAUACAUCAUUUAUUGAUAAGCGCACUAGAAAGGAUUCAAUUUGUAACGUUCCAUUACCACCAUCUCAGCCAAUGGCAUCUAGCGAUGCUCCCGUUGCACAACGCUUAUUUAUUGUUUUGGCAUCGAAUUUACCUGUUUCUAUAUUGAAAAAUGUAUUCUCCUGUUGGAAAGGUCUAAUUGAUGUGUAUUUGCUGCCAAAUAAAAAUUGUGGUUAUGUCAAAUAUGCUGAUAGAGAUUCUGCACAAAAAGCCAUACAAAUUUUAAAUGGUGCCGAAAUUUGUGGCUCUAAAUUGAAGGUUAUGGAGGCAGAAGAAAGAGGCAAUGGUAGCGAUGGUGAUGAUGGAAGCCGCAAACGUAUGCGACGCAAUUAAAA
Lucilia cuprina (Australian sheep blowfly) is the source of this 1707-nucleotide messenger RNA. RefSeq names its product RNA-binding protein 45. The transcript is spliced from 7 exons. Lineage: Eukaryota; Metazoa; Arthropoda; Insecta; Diptera; Calliphoridae. Gene Ontology annotation, molecular function: RNA binding. Bases 224 to 1705 code for a protein of 493 amino acids. The record is from RefSeq and is a predicted model, not a curated record.